This is a messenger RNA of Durio zibethinus, 2779 nucleotides long. Its product is annotated as putative leucine-rich repeat receptor-like protein kinase At1g68400. The record is from RefSeq and is a predicted model, not a curated record. Gene Ontology annotation, molecular function: protein kinase activity; ATP binding; protein binding. Gene Ontology annotation, biological process: protein phosphorylation. Lineage: Eukaryota; Viridiplantae; Streptophyta; Magnoliopsida; Malvales; Malvaceae.
AUGUUAUUCAUAAUUUAUUUCUUGUUCUUCUCUUUGGGACAAUGUAGUGUUGAUUUUAACGCAUUGUUGUCCUUCAAAAACAGUGUUUUUGACCCUUCAAACUCUCUUUCCUCCUGGGUUAACUCAUCAAAUCCUUGCUUUGGUUCUUGGUAUGGUGUCACAUGCAACCCUACUACUCACCGAGUCACAAGACUUGUUCUUGAGAACAUGAACCUUUCUGGGUCAACUCAGUCACUUUGUCAGCUUUCUCAUCUAAGACUUCUCAGCCUAAAAAACAACCGCCUUUUCUCUUCCACCCCUGUUAACUUCUCUUCAUGGCAUUACAUAAGGCAUCUUUACCUCUCUGGAAAUCUCCUCACUGGAAUAUUUCCCACCGGAAUAUCCACUCUCAGGCGGCUUCACCGGCUCGACCUUUCACACAACAAUUUCCACGGCGAAAUUCCGAUGACCGAGUUGACUCAAUUGCCUUACUUGUUAACACUCCGUCUCGAGUCCAACUCGUUCACUGGACCCCUCAACUCAAUUGCCUCGUUUUCUGCUAUUUUAGACUUUAACGUUUCGGAUAACAACCUCUCCGGCGAGAUUCCCGCGUGGAUGUCUCGUGUCCCUGCCUCUUCCUUCCAAGGAAACAAGGAACUCUGCGGCCUGCCUCUGCCGUCCGAUUGUUUUAAUCGGACGGCUCUCCCUGCGCCCUUAACACAAAAGAUUCAUCAUCCCGAAAGCAAGCGGUUAAGCAAUAGGGUGGUGCUGAUGAUCAUCGCCGUCGAUGCGGUGGCGGUUAUGGCCGCGCUGGUAACCAUCACAUGGUGUUGCUGCCGGUACAAGUGUUGCUCUGGUGGAGAGCACAAGGAAGUUCUAGAAACAAAAAGUGGGUCCAAAUUGCAAAGGCGAAGUGGGUCCAGAGAACGGGAUGUGGAGGCGGAGGAAAUGGUGGUGUUCGAAGGGUGCAAGGGUUUUAGAAAAGUGGGAGAUUUGUUGAAAUCUUCGGCUGAGUUGUUAGGGAAAGGAAGUGUGGGAACCACUUAUAAGGUAGUGAUGGACGGCGGUGAUGUGGUGGUGGUGAAGAGGGUACGGCAGAGGCGAAGGAGGAGGGACCUUAAUGGGUGGUUGAGAAUACUUGGUGGGCUGAGGCAUACUAAUAUUGUGAGCCUCAUUGCAUAUUAUAAUUCCAAAGAUGAACUGCUUUUGGUUUAUGAUAUUUUACCAAAUGGAAGCUUGCAUUCUCUCUUGCAUGGAAACAGGGGACCCGGAAGAACGCCGCUGAGUUGGAGUACGAGGUUAAAGCUAGCUUCAGGGACUGCACGAGGACUAGCUUUUAUCCAUGGUUACAGCAAAGCCAAGAUCUUUCAUGGACACCUUACAUCAUCAAAUAUCAUAGUUGAUCGGCAGGGCAAUGCCUGUAUUUCAGAUUGUGGUCUUCGCCAAGUUUUGUAUGCACCAUCUUUGUCAAACGAUGACUACGAAGCCCCGGAGCUCAUGCUUAAUAAUGGUGAAGAAGGCAACCUCAGAAAGUAUACGCAAAAAUGCGAUGUUUAUAGCUUUGGGGUGAUCUUAUUAGAGAUAUUGACAGGGAAAAUGGUGAGUGGAGAAAGUGGGGUAAGUUUGGUUAAAUGGGUUCAAAGCGUGGGAAAAGAAGAGUGGGCGUGGGAGGUGUUUGAUUUUGAGAUGUUAGGGGAUAAGGAGAUGGAAGAGGAGAUGAUGGGUCUAAUGCAAGUGGCAUUGCUUUGCGUGGCUACAUUGCCAAAAGAUCGUCCAAAGAUGAGCAUGGUGCAUAGGAUGAUUGAGGAUAUUAGGACUAAAGGUGCAAGAAAUGGUGGGACGAUAUGUAUUUUGAAUGAUUUUUCCUCUGAUUCUUCUCCAACUCUGUCAGAAAGAACUCUUAGCUUCAAAUAGGUAAAAAGCAGCUUUCACGAGACAGACGAGGAAGGAGAUAGUCAUGAUUCAGUCUCUUUUUUCUUUUUGGUGUGUGUGUGAUGAUAUUUGCUUGUGUUAUUCUUCUUUGUGAGAUUACAAGCAUUUGAUAUGAAUAUGAUAUUAGUGCUUUUUUGAAAUUUUCGCCUGGAGUAAUUUUGGUAGAGCUGAAAUACUAAUUUCAACUUCAAGAGAAUCAGCGACCAUGUGGGACAAAAGAUGGUAAGGUGCUAUUUGUUGCUGAGGCAGAAGAUGGUGUCACACCGUGGAGGAACAAGAAUCUAAAAUCAGAUACUUCAAAACAUGGAAGAGGGGUCGAUCAAAUCUUGGCAUAACCCCCUCAUCUAUCCCCCAAAAAGAGUUUAAAAAUAAAAGGAAGCAAUUCCCUAACUUCUAACAUAAAGAAAACGAUUUGUAGCCAAUGGAAUUUCUAAUACAUCUGCUAAAAUUAAUAUAGUACUACUUAUUUAAGAACUUUGCCGGGAGACACAAGAGGGACCUUAUUGAGGCCGUGCUGAAAUCCUCAAAUAUUGCUAAAAUCUAGAGGCCGACUAGAGAAAAUCUGAGAACCAGUUAAAAUGGCUGAAAAUGAAUGCAAAAAGGAUUGAUGCUGUUUCACAUGGUCAUGUCGCCUUCAGGCAUGCCCAGAAAGCCGAUUUUGUCCAAUCCUGGUGGUGCCAAUAGUAUAGAUGGGUUGGCUUUGGGGUCCAGUGGCUCCCAUUUGCAUUCUGGCGAAGACGGAAAUAUGACUCUGCUCCAUUCCGACUUCUUCCUAAACCAUACGCCAUUGGCUUAAUUUGUGGUCCAUGUAAAUCUUUUAGAGGGAUAAUUUUUUUUUUCUGCUUUUAGGUUUGUCCUUUUUUAUUGA